Messenger RNA from Colossoma macropomum (tambaqui), 1644 nucleotides. It is a transcript of the gene grk7b, whose product is annotated as G protein-coupled receptor kinase 7b. Bases 1 to 1644 code for a protein of 547 amino acids. The transcript has 4 exons. Gene Ontology annotation, biological process: protein phosphorylation; signal transduction; regulation of signal transduction. NCBI's taxonomy places the organism in Eukaryota, Metazoa, Chordata, Actinopteri, Characiformes, Serrasalmidae. The record is from RefSeq and is a predicted model, not a curated record. Gene Ontology annotation, cellular component: cytoplasm. Gene Ontology annotation, molecular function: ATP binding; rhodopsin kinase activity.
AUGUGUGACAUGGGGGGACUUGAGAACCUGGUGGCCAACACGGCCUACCUGAAUGCCCAAGGCGGAGAUGACAAGGAAUUGAGGAGACGCCGGCGGAGCCUCCUCCUGCCCAGACCUGAGCAGUGUGCAGCAAUUCGUUCAUCCAUUCCCCUUGACUUUGAGCAGGUUUGCGAAAGGCAGCCCAUCGGGAAGAAGCUCUUCAGACAGUUCCUCCUGGCCUCCAAGCCGGAGUAUGCAGCUGCGGCUGAAUUCCUGGAUGAGCUGAACGAGUGGGACCUGGCAGAGUCGGGAUCGAAGGACAAAGCCAGGCAAAACAUUACGAACAAGUUCUGUAAAGCCGAAUCCAGCAGCUUCCUCUCCUACUUGAGCGGAGAUGUGGCGGAUAAAUGCAAGGCAGUUUCGGAGAAGGACUUUGAGGAGGUCAUGAUGGGGAAAGUGAAGGAUGCCACUAAGGAGUUUCUGAAGGGUAAACCUUUCACCGAGUUCCACACCAGCUUGUUCUUUGACAGGUUUGUCCAGUGGAAGGCGUAUGAGAAGCAGCCAAUUUCAGAGAAGUACUUCUACGAGUUCAGGACUCUGGGAAAAGGCGGGUUUGGCGAGGUUUGCGCAGUGCAGGUUAAGAACACAGGCCAGAUGUACGCCUGCAAGAAGCUGGACAAAAAGCGUCUGAAAAAGAAAGGUGGGGGGGCGAUGGCCAUGCUGGAGAAGCGCAUCCUGGAGAAGGUGAACAGCCGUUUUCUGGUCAACCUGGCAUACGCGUAUGACACCAAGACCCACCUGUGCCUGGUCAUGAGUUUGAUGAACGGAGGAGACCUAAAGUAUCACAUCUAUAACUUGGGCGAGCGAGGAAUCGAGCUGAACCGCGUCAUCUACUACACGGCUCAGAUCACUGCCGGCCUCCUGCACCUCCAUGCCAUGGACAUCGCCUACCGGGACAUGAAGCCAGAGAAUGUGCUGCUGGACAGUCAGGGCCAGUGCAGGCUGUCGGACCUUGGGCUCGCCGUAGAGCUGCCCGGUGGGAAAACUAUCUGCCAGAAGGCUGGCACCAGUGGGUACAUGGCUCCUGAGAUUUUGAAGGAGGAGCCGUAUCGUAUGUCAGUGGACUGGUGGGCUCUGGGAUGCAGCAUCUACGAGAUGGUUGCAGGCCGACUGCCCUUCAAGGACUACAAGGAGAAGGUCCAGAAGGAAGAGGUAGCACGGAGGGCCCUGGAGGACGAAUGUAAGUUCAAUCAUAAGGGCUUUGAUGCUGCGACUAAGGACAUAAUCAGCCUCUUCCUGAAGAAGAAACCUGAAGAACGACUAGGCUGCAAUAGGGACGACCCUCGAAAGCAUGCGUUCUUCAAAUCCAUCAGCUUUCCUCGUCUGGAGGCGGGGCUUAUCGAGCCUCCCUGGGUACCCAAGCCCAACGUCGUCUAUGCCAAAGACAUGGGGGACAUCCGGGAUUUCUCUGAGGUCAAAGGGGUCGAGUUUGAUGGCGAUGAUGAAAAGUUUUUCAAAGAGUUCAGCACUGGCGCAGUGCCAAUUCCAUGGCAACAGGAGAUGAUUGACAGCGGACUCUUUGACGAGCUUAAUGACCCAAACAGGAAAGAGUCAAGUCGGGGACUUAAGGAGAAGAAGCCAUCAAAGUCUUGCACUCUUCUUUGA